Molecule: messenger RNA, 1618 nt
Organism: Penaeus vannamei (Pacific white shrimp)
Lineage: Eukaryota; Metazoa; Arthropoda; Malacostraca; Decapoda; Penaeidae
Source: RefSeq, a predicted model, not a curated record
AUGGCGCCUCCUAAUGGAAAAAGCACCGAUGCAGAAGUUGUGAAAGAGGUCAAGGUCGAAGCUGUUGAGAAUGGAGAUGUUGCUGAUGAGAAAGCUGGGUUAGCUGGUGAGGGAGCUGCUGAAAAGGGUGAGAGUGUUGCUGAGAAAGGUGGAGAUGCUGCGAAGGAAGCUGUUGGGAAGAGUGAAGCUGCUGCUGAAGAUCCCGGUGUAGAUGCUGCGAAGAGUGAAAGUGUCCCUGAGGAAGGUGAAAAGGAGGCUGAGAAAAGUGAAGUUGCUGAUGUGAAAAGUGCUGUUGAAGAUGUACGGAAAGACAGUGAAGAGAAGUGUGAUGUUGAAAAGGGCGAAGCUAAUGGAGCCGAAGAACACAAGGGAGAGAAGAAAGAAGAUGCCAAGAAAGAGGAGAAAGAAGCCAAGAAACAGGAGAAAGUUGAAGACAAGAAAGAAGAAGGUGAUGUUGCUGAAGAGCCAGAAGGGCGUGAUCCAGUCCUCGCAAAGGAGGAGGAGGAGCAAGGGCCAGCCACCGACGGCCCUUCGCCCUCGAACGGCAAGGGCGACGACGAGGACGAGAGUGACUCCCCGACCAAGCAAGGCGCCCCCGAGAACCAAAGCGACGCGACCAAGAACGGGGACGACGCGCCCGACGCCGCCAAGGCCCCCGACAGCGACUCCGACGACGCCGCCAGCGCCCAGGGGGACAGCAGCGGCUACGAGGACGUCCGCACCAGCGACUCCGACGACGCGGAGAAGCCGGGCGCCGCGAAGACGAAGGCCAAGCCGACGCACCCGAAGUACCGCGAGAUGAUCGCCGCGGCGCUGAAGGCCCUCAAGGAGCGCACCGGCUCCUCGCGCCAGGCCAUCCUCAAGUACAUCCUGACCAAGUACGAGCUGUCCGACGAGAAGGUCGCGGGCGUGCAGCUGAGGCUCGCCCUGAGGAAGGGGCUGGAGCUGGGCAUCCUGGAGCAGGUCAAGGGCACGGGGGCGUCGGGCUCGUUCAAGCUGGCCAAAGGCGACGCCGCCAGGAAGUCCCCCGUCAAGAGGGAAGCGCCCAAGGAGUCCAAGGAGGAGGCGAGCGAGAGGAAGAUGGCGCUCAAGUCGGCGGCCAAGAAGAUGGGGGUCAAAUCGGCCGUCAAGAAGACCUCGAUAGCCAAGAGGACGUCGGCGGUCAAGAGCGCAGCCGCCAAGACCACCAGGACGACCAAGAGGAAGCCAGCUGCGGCGACGAAGACCACAGCCAAGGCAACCGCAGCAAAGAAAGUCACAACCACGAAGAAAGCCGCUGCUCCGACGGCGAAGAAGGCUCCGGCAGCCAAGACAGCGGCGAAGAAGGCAGCCCCGGCGACGAAGGCGAAGAAGAAGGCGACCCCGGUCAAGAAGGUCACGGCUGCCAAGACGGCGACGAAGAAAACGACGCCCGCUAAGAACAUCGCAAAGAAAACCACAAAGAAAGCAAACAAGUGAACUACCGCCAAAAAAGAACAAACCCGGCAACCAACAACAAUAACAACCUUCCAAAGCCUGUUGAUUCUUGCAAUUCCGACGAAAACUUAUAUUGCUGAUGUUUUUUAUGUACUAUCUUGUCUUCCUUUCUGUAUAUAUGAAUAAAACUUUAUAUCCUCAA